CUUGCCCCACUCCCUUGCUUCCGUGGCGCACACGCCGCGCACGCGUGCUCGCCUCUCCUGGAACCGUCUCCGCCGCCCUCCCGCGUCGGCGUCGCGGCGCAAGAGGGUACCCUGAAUUUCGUCAGUGCCAAGUGACGACCGCUUUUGCCCAUUUGUGAUAGCUGAAUCUCUGUGGUUCAAAGGCGAUUGAUUUUGGUUUGCUGACGCACGCCUAAUGAGCUCCCAAGUCUCCACAUCACACGGUCUUCAUCCCCCGGGGAAGCUUGGGACAUUUGAGUCACCCCAUGCCUGGCCGCUGUCAGCGCCUACGGCCCAGCCCGAAGCGGGACGCGGUGAUGACCAGGAGGUCAGGCUGUUGUCGGUUGCCUGGAACCAAGAUUGUGGAUGCUUCGCGGCUGGUACCAGCAAUGGGUUUAGGAUCUUUAACUGCGACCCUUUCAAGGAGACUUUCAGGAGGGAUCUUAAGAGCGGCGGUUUUGGGAUCGUCGAGAUGUUGUUCCGUUGCAACAUCCUUGCCCUUGUAGGAGGCGGCUCCAAUGUGCAGUAUCCGCCGAACAAGGUGAUGAUUUGGGAUGACCACCAGAGCCGUUGCAUUGGAGAGUUCGCCUUCCGCUCAGAUGUCCGAGCCGUAAAGUUGGCGAAGGACUACAUCGUGAUUGUCCUCGAGCGCAAGAUAUUUGUCUACAACUUUACCGAUUUGAAGCUGCUCUACCAGAUUGACACCCUGUCAAAUCCCAAAGGACUUUGCUGUCUCUCUCAUAAUUCCAAUACUUCAGUAUUGGCCUGCCCUGGGGUGCACCAGGGUCAUGUUCGCGUGGAGCAUUUCGGGCUGAAAAUGGCGAAGACAAUCUCAGCUCAUGAUUCACACAUCUCUUGCAUGUCACUGACAAUGGAUGGUCUCCUACUGGCAACAGCUAGCACCAAGGGCACUUUGAUCAGAAUAUUCAACACAAUGGAUGGCACUCGCCUACAAGAGGUACGCAGAGGGCUUGACAGAGCAGAAAUAUAUAGCAUUGCAGUGUCGCCCAAUGUGCAGUGGUUGGCAGUGUCCAGCGACAAAGGUACUGUUCAUAUUUUCUCCCUGAGAGUCAGAGUUGCUGGGGAGGAUGCAAGCAAUGAGCAACGCACUGCUGAAAGUCCACGGAUGGAUCACCAGAGCUCUUCCAGUUCUAUUGAUCCUCUUAUUCAGGCGAACACUGGAUCCAAUGCGAGUUCAUCACUGUCAUUUAUGAGAGGGAUCCUGCCGAAGUAUUUCAGUUCAGAGUGGUCAUUUGCUCAGUUCCAUUUACCAGAAGUCACCCGUUACAUAGUAGCCUUUGGUGCUCAGAAUACUGUAAUGAUGGUUGGCCUGGAUGGCAGCUUCUACAGGUGCAGCUUCGACCAAGUGAACGGAGGGCAGAUGUUACAGAAGGAGUAUUUCCGGUUUCUCAAGUCCGACAGCCCACCUUUAAGGAGCGCAGCCAUCUGACCUACCUCUCUCACCCUGUAAAUACCGAAGGUUGUGCCCGGUCCAUUGUACAUAUCACCAUCUUCUCGCCGGCUAAAGUUAUUACAGGCAGCGGGAAUAAGGAGAGCUGGCCGUGUCGGAUCGCCGCAACCCACAGGAUUCCAACCUUGAGGUUUCUGGAGCGGUUGGUGUCCCAUCCAAGCUGCAAGCAUCAUUUGCCAUCUCUCUUCUUUCUUCUAGCGAGAACCACAACCACCCAUUGGUACACUACAUAUAACGUAAAAAGUUCGAUAACG
Zea mays is the source of this 1743-nucleotide messenger RNA. RefSeq names its product Autophagy-related protein 18c. Lineage: Eukaryota; Viridiplantae; Streptophyta; Magnoliopsida; Poales; Poaceae. The coding region runs from base 215 to 1468 and encodes 417 amino acids. The transcript has 5 exons. The record is from RefSeq and is marked provisional. Gene Ontology annotation, molecular function: protein binding.